This is a messenger RNA of Bombus huntii, 1318 nucleotides long. RefSeq names its product cytochrome c oxidase subunit 4 isoform 1, mitochondrial-like. Gene Ontology annotation, biological process: mitochondrial electron transport, cytochrome c to oxygen. NCBI's taxonomy places the organism in Eukaryota, Metazoa, Arthropoda, Insecta, Hymenoptera, Apidae. The transcript has 4 exons. The record is from RefSeq and is a predicted model, not a curated record. Bases 47 to 670 code for a protein of 207 amino acids.
AAAAUUCGAUAUAUCUACAUAGUAAUGCAGCGUGUAAGUGUGUAGCAUGAAGAUAUUGACCGUUCUUGUGUGUGUGAAUGCAUCGAACUGUGACUUAACCAUACUAGUUGCCAAUUCGGUUCUCCUGGAGUUAGGGUCGGCAAAAAAGCAUACAAUGGCAAAUAAGGUAUUGUUAUCAUGCUUGCGACAAAAUACUUCAAAGUGUGCAAAUUCUAUUCGUGGAUUAUCAGGAGUAUCUGGAGUUCCUGACAAAAUUGGUAAUAGGGAUAUAGUAGGUCAUGGAUGGAAUGGAGAAGCAGCUUACUUAGAUCGAUGCGAUUUUCCUUUGCCUGCAAUUCGUUUCAAAGCAAAUACUCCAGACAUAAUGGCAUUGCGAGAAAAAGAAAAAGGUGAUUGGAAGAAAUUAUCAAUAGAAGAAAAAAAGGCAUUAUAUCGAGCCAGUUUCCGUCAAACAUUUAGUGAAUUUCAAGCCUCAACAGGAGAAUGGAAAGGACAUAUUGGAAUCGCAUUCAUUGGUGUGGCUUUUAGUCUUUGGGUAGUAAUGUUUCUCAAAACUUUUGCAUACCCACCAUUACCAGAAUCAUUUAAUUUGGAAAACAGACUUGCACAACUGGAACGUAUGAAAAUACUUGAAGUCAAUCCUAUUACUGGAAUUAGUGCGAAAAAAUAAAUUUAAUUUGCUUAUGUUUAAAAGCAUAGUAAAAAAUAUAGUGUAUUAUACACUAACAAUUGUUUAAUAUAAAUGUUCUGUAUAAAGUUAGUAAGAAGAAACAUUAAUAAAUUAAAUAUUUCUCUCAAAAUAAGAAAAUCUUUUUAUGCAAUUUUUGGUUGUAUCCUGCAUAAAUUGUAAAUACUGUUCUUAUACGCAUCAGGAUUUUGGUCUACUUUAGCGUCUGUCACUAUUUCUAUUAAUUCCUUGAAUUAAUUUGAUUAGGUUUACAAAAUAGUCAUCAAUGUUAAAUUAUCAUUGGGUAUCAAUAUCUCAUUCAUAUUCCUUGUUUCUUUUCCUCAUUUUCACUCGAAUUCUUCCUAGUCACCCAAAUGAACGUUCUAAUAUCUCGGACUAUGGAUGCUUAAGCGAGCAGCAGUUGUACAUAUUUUAUAUUGCAUAAACACAUUACGGUUUAACAUUAUCAUUUAUUUAAUAAUACAAAUAUAAUAAUAUGGGUAAUUCUUUUAUUCCUAUUACUUUCGAUCUUUUUAGUUAAAAUUUGUUAGAAUUACUUGAGAUAAGUGGUUAACAUUGAAUUACAUGAAAAAAUAUCUACUGUAAAAUAUGUAUUUUAGUUUAAAAAAAUAAAUAAUGUAAUAAAAAAUA